CUUUUCAGCGUUGUCAAGGCAGCCUCAGAGCACGGCUGGCUGGCGGAAAGUAGCUGCAGUGUCCUGGCAAAAUAUCUGUCCAAAAAACGUUCACUAAAACUGUCCCGGAAAGUUAGGUGUAACUCAAAGGACACCGGCAUUCCGAUGUGAUGUCUGAGAGAUUUGGCAGCUGCUCAGCAGAGCACAAACACCUACUGCGGCAUCAAACAGUAGGACGCCAUGUGAGUUAAUGGCAGUGAGGAUUCUGGACUGAGGGGAUGAAUUGAACCAGUGUGUCAAGGGAAGAGCCAACCACUACUGUUGGAUGAGAACUGAUGGGCUGUCCAAGCUGGCAAUAGCAUGCCAACUGCAAAAGGUAAAGGUGGUCCAAUGUCCCACCGCUACCGGCCUGCCGCAGAAUACGAUGAUGCCACCCUCGCCCAAAAGAGAGAAUACUGGAGAAACAAGAAGCGAGAGCAGAGGGCUCGACUGUCCGAGAGGAGAAGAAAGCCAACGCAAGACAGAGGGAAAAAGCUCCUACAUCUAAAUCCCCCUGCAGUGGUGAAUUCCAGUUUAUCUGGCUCCUUUGCUGCUUUCUCGUCUCCUUUGCAGAGUAAUGAUGAGUCAGACAAAACAGCCAAUGUCUCUCCUGUAUUACAGAUUGGAAAUACAGUGGGGAAUAGCUCAGUUGAAGCCACCCAAAACCAAAAGGAGAAAUGGCUCCAGACAAUGAAACUCAACAAGGUCUUGCCUCAGUUGCCAGCAUCGUAUUCCAUCUCAGCCAAAACUGCUGGGGGUGACGCAGCCACAGUGAAAUGUUUAACAGCAAGGGGUGCUGUGAGCAGAGCCGUUACCUCACCCACACCCACACCCAGUGGAACCCAGCUGAACACCUGUUCCUCAGUGCCUCCAGUAAGAGUGACCAGAAUUACCAAUGGCAGCUCAGCUAAAACAACACCUCAGCCAUGUGUGUCUAUGCAGGGAGCAUCAGUCUCCAAAACGCAACAUAAGGCACAAGUUGCAUUACGCAUUCAGCCCAAACUCUCACCCACUAAUGUGACCACAGGUAUGAUUCUUGUGUCUUCUCCACAUGGCCCUGUUUCUGUUAGAAAAGAGGGCAAAGCAGCGAACACAACACCUCAGAGUGGAACAAAGAGUGCCUUGGUCACCCUGCAGAGGGCUAAAGGUGUUAGCAACUCACAUCCUUCCCUGGAGUCUGAGGAGGAGAGAGCGGCCAAGCGCAGGGAGCACUGGCGGAUCAAAAAGCGAGAGCAGAGAGCGAAAGUGGCAGCUCGAAUAGCUAAAACCAGAGAAAGGACACAAGGUGUGGAGAUGAUGUUACACAGGCAAACAGCACAAAAAACGGGACUCGUGGGUGGCACGAUUCUUCAGAAUCUUCCAUCCAGAGGAGUAGGCCAGAAGUGUCCUACUCGAGUCAAAACUUCUUUUACAUCUGCCAAAAGGGAAAAUGAUAAACUGGAAAGCGGGGCAGCAAGUUUAGCUACAGCUAAUCCACCUGGGAAUAGGACGACACAGACAUCUGAUGUUAUUUCUGUGAAAAAGCCAGGGGAGACACAAAGAAAGUUUCCAAGUUAUGUCUAUCUUUCCAAUGUUUCCCGAGGGAUUGCACGCUGUAAAACACCUAGACAGAGGUUCAUCGAAGCCCAGAAGAAUUUCAUGAAUCAAAGAAAUAUAAGAUGUAAAUCCCCAUUGCUUGCCUCAGUCUUUGGUACCAGAAAUAUCCCCAAGAUUGACCCCAACGACACACCUGAGCAGAUAAUAGCCAAACGGCGAGAGUACUGGCGGAUUAAAAAGCGCGAGCAGCGGGCUAAGCUGUCGAUGGAGGUGAAGGCUCGGUUGAAGGAGAAGGACUCCCUGAUGCGGAGAGUGAAACGUUACCAGAAAAUCCUUGAGGAAAUGAGGAGGGCCAGAGCGCUUACACAGUCAGCAGGAAGCACCCUCACGCACGCCUCUGAGACCAUUGGAGGGUUCAUCAAAGAGGACGGGACAGUGACUAUUAACAUUCCCCAGGUUCCUACAGAUCACAACACAGCAGCACACAAAAGUGAAGAGGAACUUCAUGUAGUUUCUAAUAAUACCCCUGUCACAAAACCUCAGCAUCAGCCUGAUACUAAACAGAGAAGUAUCGCACCCAUUUGUGUAAACCAGCCUCCCCCUCCACUCCACCCAGCUCAGGUGAAAGUCUCUUUGUCUCUUCCUGUACAGUCUGUCAACAAGCCUCCAAGACUACUGUCAAUCAGACCAAGGACACAACUUGAAAGCACAACUGUUCCAACUAAUUCACACUCGUUAGAUAUCCAAACUGUAAGUCAGCUCACACUCACUCAUCCUCAGACCCCUCAAAAUGGCAUCUCUGGAGGAUCAACAACAGGAUCUAACCUUGGUGGCUGUGUCAUGAAAAUGGCGGUCUCAAGUAGUGCACCAGCAGUGCUCUCUCUGGAUCCAGAGCUGACAGAGGAGGAGAAGAUGGCAAAGAAGAGGGAAUACUGGAGGAUAAAGAAACGUGAGCAGCGAGCAGCUCGUGCUGCUCGGCUGAAGCAGGGUGUCUUGCAAGCGAGGGUCAGUGCGGCCUUACAGAGGCGGAAGUCCCAGAAGCAAGUAGCAGUAAGCACUGUACCAAUAGGCAGGAGGCUUACUAACCAUACAGGAAAUGCACAACCUCUCCCCAACAACAGUGUGCCUGUUACGCCACAUACAAGUGAGAUAAAACAAGAGAGUGAGUCUAUGCCAGCGGUUGACCUAAAUUCUCAACCAGAGCAAGCCAUCUGUCCAGAUAUCAAACCCCCAACACCACCUCCAGCGCCUCAGCCAGAGCCUGACCCAGCUAUGAAUGCAGACAGCCAAGCUACUACUCUGCUAGCCGUGGCCUCUAUGAAGAAACUCCUGGAGGAAUCACUUAGCACAGUGGCGGAGUGUAAAAGUGAGCAGACUGACAUCAAAAUAGAGUCAACAGAAGAGAGUUCAGAUUCAGAGAUGAAGCCAAAUUUAUCUCAGCUCUUUUUUGAAAAGGAUGAGGUGGCUCCUAUGGCUGCUGACCUGACGUUGGAGAUAAAGAGCUGGCAGCCAGACACUGAUGCUUUGGUACAAACAGGUUCCUCAGACCCUCAUCUGAAGGACUCACCGCAAAUUACAGAGACACCACCUCUUCCUACCUCUAGUGAGGUAGACCUGCACCCCACCUGUGAGCACUCAUCCCAAACCAGUUCGAACUUCAUAGUAAACCCCAUGGAAACCUCUCACAGCCCAUCUUCACCACGUAGAACCCAGAGACUUCGCAACAAAAAAGCAGGCCAUCAAAACUGCUGUUCCCCAGAGCCGCCAAAGCUACAUCACCUACCCAUGGAUCAACUACUGCAACAACACUGUGAACAACAGUGUCAGGCACAAGAACAGUGCCAAAACAGCAGCUUGCCAUCAGCACAACGACAUCGCAGUGUGGAGAACAGCGGCCUGACCAGCCUGCAGAGGAAGAGGGAGUACUGGAAGCUGAUGAAGAGGCAGCAGAGGGCCAGGUUAAAGGCAAGGCAGACAGAAAGACCGGGAGAGGGAAGCAGUCGGCUUUCCCAGAAAAACAUCCAGGCUCCAGGUCUUAUUAUCAACACUGUUAAGGUUAUAAAUCCCCCAGCAAAACCAUCCCUUCAGCCCAGGCCAUCUGUUGCUUCUCUGACUGCAGUGACCAGUAUCCCUACUGUCCUGGUUGUUAGCCCUACAACAUGUAAUGCUGACCAGUCACCUGACACACUCCAGGUCAAAUUGCCCAUCGCCAGUGUUUCCUGUUCACCCAGAAAUGAGCAAAACAAAGUGAAUGUUGGGCCUUCACAGAUUGAGUCUGACUAUCUAGAAGCUGCAGAGAAUCAGCAACAAGCCAUGCCAGGAUCACGAAAGUGGAUGUCUAGAAGCACAGAUGUAGACCCAGUUCCCUGCCUCCUUACUCUGAAGCCUCCAGACAACCCACUGUCCAGCAUCAACCUGCAACCCAUUGAACCACUUGGUCAAAUGCCAGAUUCCACCCUCAGUCCAAUAAAAAUCCAUUGUGCCCAACUUCAGAGCCCUGCACAUAUGAUACAACCUUCCACUAAGCUGGCACCUAUAAGCACCAUGGUUCCACCAAAGCCCAUCCUAGGGGAGUCUGAGGAGGAUUAUCUGAGGAGGAAACGGGAGUACUGGAGGAUAAAAAAGAAGGAACAGAGAGCUAGGAAGGCCAUUCGGGAAAAGGGAAUAACCCCAAGGAGAAGCUCCAACAACUGGAGGCCCAUCCUGCCUGCCCAGGACCUACAAACACAGGAUUCUGGUCAGUGGGUGAGCUCCUCUGAGGAGUCAGAACAUCUAAUGAGCACUUCAGUGGAUACCGACCCGGGAUCAUUUCCAUACUCAAAUUACACAGCACCAGUAGAAGAUGAGUCGGAGCUUCUGUUCGCUGACUAUGAGAAUAAUAACAACGAGGAAGGUCCAGUCUCAGACGCUGUGUGGAGGAACCGCUACCUCAUGGACUACGAUCCUCUCAACCAGCUGCUGGUGUGCAUGGUGUGUGGGGAGCUGCAGUACUCACACAGCCUGGAGGGAGUGAGGGCCCACAUCGACGAAGCCCACCCAGACACCCUGACCCUGGAGCCAGGGGAGCAACAGCAAAUACUUGAGGCCUGGGACGAGCAGGUGUCCCAGCGGGAACGCUUCUUCACCAGCCAGCUCCAGCAGCACAGCGGGGCCCUGGCAGAAGUACACAACAGAGACCGAGUCAACUGAGGACCACAGACCAGGAGACAAAACCCAUGCUUUAUUUGUCUUAUUUAUUUAUUGUAAUGUUUUUUUAUCAAUUUGUUUACCUUAAUAGAAAGUCACAUUGAAAGAAAAUGCUGUAUAGGAAACAUUCACCCUGAAAAGCAGCUUUACCUCAUUUACUACCAGGGUUGUAAUGUGGGUUCAUGAAAUUCAGAAUGGAAGUUUUAUAUUGAAGCUGCCACAACUGAGAUUUUGUGAUCAUAUUUAAAAUAUUUAAAAUAAAACAUCCUGGGAAAUUAUUUUGCGCUAAGUUAGGCUAAAAGCAUUGUAGACCUGUCUGAUAUAUUGAAAUAACUUUCAUAUUCUUGCUCUACUUUAAUUCAGCCAUUUUAAACUUUAACAACCAUAAGCAUUCAAUGUUUCCUACAGACAAUAAAACCCUGUCUUUGAAUAGACUGUGUAACUUUUGCUGAACAGUGGCCAAUGUGGCCAUCAGUGCCAUUUACUAGAUAAUUGCAAUUUUCCCUCAUUUCCCAAGAUUCUCUUGAGUCAGUUGCUCUAAAGACAGCAUUACGUGACCUGAUAGAGAGCGAGUACAACAGGACCACAAGCAGGAAACACCAAAGUCCUGGUGAUGUAAUGUACGCUGUGUGUACUUACUUUUGCUUAACCUAGCCCUGUUUGUGACCUCCGCACUUUGUAGGAAAGUCCGUGAUAUGGUCACCUAGUGUUUCCCAUGCAGACUGUUGGGGAACAAUCAAAGGUAUUCUCAUAUUAGUUUCAACAUUUUUCAGAUAUUUUUGUUAUCCUUUUGUGACCGUUGAAAAUACAACCAGCAGCUGGAUAUCAGGUUAAAGGUCAUUUUUCCUCUAAGGUUUGCAAAGGUAAGGUUAGCUACCAAUUGUUGUAGCUAAUGAGUUAACCGCUAACUCACUAACCAGCCAGGCUAGUGCUAGUCAUUCAUAAUAGCUCCUGGAAAUUCUCUUCUGUUAUAUUUAUUUCCCCAUGGCCUUUGUGUUCACCAUUGUACUACACUCUGUUCAACAUAAAGUUUAUAGAGAAGAUAAAGCUCAGCAGCUUAGUCCCUAAUGAGACAAUAAGUUCACACAGUUCAUCCAAAAUUCGUAUUUGUACCGUUGACCUAUAUCUUAUUACUGUCUCCAAACCAUUGGUGUUUUGUGGAGGGCCUAAUACUCUCAAUACACAGGAGGUUUAAAUAACAGUGAAUAGGCUCAGCUAACAGGUUACAAGCUUCCACCAUUUUGGACUCUCCGGCUCUCCCUCAGAGGUCAGCACUGUCAAGACCAAAAUCAGAGUUGACCAAAGUUAAACUUGACACAAAAUAUUCACACGCAUUUUAUUUGGCACUGGAAGUGCAUCUACUAAUCGCGCAGAUACCAUUGGAAUUAAUUCGAAUUAUUGUAAAAUAUGACUGUGACCAGGCCUUUUGGUUGUAUGGCAAGCCAAAAGGACAUACAUUGUGAAAUUGAAUCCAUGUUUUUGAGCAUCACAGCUUAGAACUAUCCCUCUCAGAAUUUGAUAAAUGUGGUCAGAGAUGGAUAAUUGAAUCAUUUUAUCUCCAUGCAAGUUAGCAGAGGGCUCAACAUUAGCUAGCUGGUUUGGGGCGCAUAGACGUGCAGGAAGUGGCUGCUUCCUUAGUCACGAAUUGGGCUAACAGUCAUAAAGUAGGCAGACUCAAUAAUGUCCUUUACACCGCAGUAUGUUGUUAUAUAAGUUUGCUAACAUUAGCUACCCUAAGAUACUGGCCAAGUAAGAGUAUGUAUCAGUGUCUUUUAGGAGUGUCUUUUAUUUUUGCAAAAUUUCCAUUGCAAAAAUUUGGUGAAAGCAAACAAAUCUGUUCACACACUAUUAAAUUCUCUAUUUUCUUCUGAGACUUUUGGGGAUUUGGAAACCAUAGCUAACCUAGCGAGGCAGACUGAAGACGAGAGCCAUUGCUAUUGAGGUUCAGCAAAAUAUAGAGGAAAGGCUCCAGGUCAGAACAUAUGACACACAUUUUACUUGACUCUUUUUUUUUAAAUUAACUAUUAUAUAACCAUUAUUCAUUUCCAUAUCAUUUUUUUAUCAAAGCCACAGGGAGCCACAGGAGAUGGGCUAAAGAGCCGCAGGUUGCCUAGCCCUGUUCUAAGAAAAGAGUGAUGUUAUUUCUUCUUUCAAAAGUUACACAGUCUUUCUUAAGCUAAACUGAUAAACAGUCAGUAGUUAAAAUAACUUUUUGUCAUAUUUGCUGAAUCUGCUGAAAGAGGGCAGAAAGAUAUAAACAUGCUUUGGGUUGGAUUGUUGACUCUCAUUUCCACUGUCAGUAUUAUUUGAUAACCUGGACUCAGACUCAAUAAUCAACUAUCUUUCUUGGCUCUGAUUGGUUGUUUUCAUCCAGACCUGGUGGAUUCUUGUAAAUCCCAUAAGGAGCACUAGGAGGAGCCAGAGGAACCUGAUUGUUACACAGAUGAUCUGUCUGAUGUUCUACUGUGACAAAAAGUUGUUUUUUAUAAAAGUUACCUACUGCAGCUUUAACUUCUGCAGACCCACCGUACCUUAUUCAGUAAUAAGCAAACUAUCCUAAAUAUAUCACUGGUUUCAAAUGGAGAAUUAAUGUACAUCAAACAUUGUUGAACAAUUCAACUAAUGAAUAAAAUUUGUUAAAAAACGUUAAAAUACAAUGUCAGGAUGUGUUUGUGACAUUGAUAGAUACAAUAAAUUCUACAUUAAAUUUAGAUUCAAACCCCCUGUUCAACCAGCUAUAAGAAAAGAAACUCAUACUUUUUACUGUAGUUCAUUUGUUUGAACUAACAGUUACUCUCUGUUUUGUAUAAAGUUUUUUUCUGCUUUGCUGGCAGGCUUGCAUUCAGGUCCGAGACUGUUCUAGACCCUUAUCAGAUAGUUGCAUGGGCGCCCUGAACUGUUUUUUGUAUGUGGUACAGCACCAUGCUGUUCUUCAAACCCUGAACCAUAUAUAUAUUCCUCGAUUACAACUUUUUAUAACUUUUUUACGGUAACUUUCUCAUCAUCUCCCGUGGUUCAUAUCAGCUUCGCCAUGUGUCGUAAAGCAUCAACCAUCUGCACUGUAAAUACACAAAAUACUUAAGUGGUUAUGAGAUGCCAAAUUUUCCUUUGACUGUGCUGUUUAGCAUUUCUUGAGCAACUUUAUUUAUUAUUUAUUGAAUCUCCUCUUAUAUAAUGAUUAUUGAUGAUGCAUUAUUCCCAUCCAUAGAUAGCUCCAUGUUAGACAGACGUUUCUCAUUUGUGAGUAUUGAGGAUCCAAAGGCUUUCCUGCAUGAGUAGUAAAUGGAUGAACAGUUGUAUAUCGGAGAUGAACUCUGGAAUGCAUUCCCAUGUUUUUGGAUGAUUUUCAUUAAGAGUAAAAAUGCUGAAAUAAUCUUCUGUUUGAGCACAAAGCUGUGGAGGAGACUGCUUGCACAGCCACAACACAGUGUGAAUAGCUUGAAGGGAGCAAGCUAUUCUACCUUCUGAGAAUGUAAUUCUGACUUGAUGACUUGUUUACCAGUUCAAAGGGAAUGUUUAAAUGCCUUUUCAGUAAUAAACCUUUUCUACCUUUGGGCUUA
Dicentrarchus labrax (European seabass) is the source of this 8300-nucleotide messenger RNA. RefSeq lists its product as uncharacterized. Bases 340 to 4743 code for a protein of 1467 amino acids. The transcript is spliced from 7 exons. Gene Ontology annotation, biological process: negative regulation of DNA-templated transcription. The record is from RefSeq and is a predicted model, not a curated record. NCBI's taxonomy places the organism in Eukaryota, Metazoa, Chordata, Actinopteri, Moronidae.